Molecule: messenger RNA, 1509 nt
Organism: Thermothielavioides terrestris NRRL 8126
Lineage: Eukaryota; Fungi; Ascomycota; Sordariomycetes; Sordariales; Chaetomiaceae
Exons: 11
Coding region: 1-1509 (502 amino acids)
Biological process (GO): transmembrane transport
Cellular component (GO): membrane
Molecular function (GO): transmembrane transporter activity
Source: RefSeq, a predicted model, not a curated record
AUGGAGACCGACGGUGUGCCCGUCAGGACGUGGAAGGGCUACGUGUGGGACACGUGGGAGCUGCCGCCGGACCAGCGCAUGCUGCUCUUCAAGGUCGACGCCUUCGUGCUGACCUUCGCGUCCAUCGGCUACUUCCUCAAGUACCUCGACCAGACGAACGUCAACAACGCGUUCCUCAGCGGCAUGAAGGAGGACCUGGCCAUGUAUGGCAACGAGCUGGUCACGAGCACGUCCAUCUGGACUGUGGGCUACGUGAUCGGCCAGAUCCCGUCCAACCUGCUGCUCACGCGCGUCUCGCCGCGCUACGUGAUCCCCGCGCUCGAGGUCGGCUGGGGCAUCGCCACCAUCUGCACGGCGUCGGUGGCGUCGUACAAGUCGCUCUACGCGCUGCGUUUCCUCGUCGGGUUGUUCGAAUCCGGCUUCUACCCGGGAAUUCACUAUCUGCUCGGGUCCUGGUACACGCCCCGCGAGAUCGGCAAGCGUGCUAUGAUUUUCUGGCUUGCGGGCACUGUCGGGCAGCUGUUCAGCGGCUUUCUGCAGGCGGCUGCGUACACGAACCUGGACGGUGUGAAUGGUCUCAGCGGGUGGCGCUGGCUCUUCAUCAUCGACAGCAUAAUCACCCUGCCGCUCGCCAUUGCCGGCUUCUUCUUCUUUCCCAACCUGCCGCAGGGCGGGAAGAAGACGUGGUGGAUCACGGAAAAGGAGCAUCUCCUGUCCGUCAAGAGGAUGGAGGCCGUCGGCCGUGCCGGCAAGCAGCCCUUGACGAAGCAGAAGGUCAAGAGGAUCCUGCUGAGCUGGCACACCUACGUGCUGCCCAUGAUAUACAUCAUCUGGAAUAAUGGUGGCCUCCAGCCCGCCAUGGGCUACUGGCUGAAGAGCUUCAACGCGGAUCCGCCGCCGGUGCCGGGGACGCAUUUCAGCGUCCCGGAGAUCAACAAUCUACCAAUUCCCACCUCGGCCAUCUUCAUCGGCAUGGCCCUAAUAUGGGGUUGGCUUUCCGAUGGCCUCUGCCGUGGCGCCCGGUGGCCCUUCAUCUAUGCCGGUGCCGUCAUCUCGCUCAUUUUCAGCGUGCUCCUAUUGAAAAUGCCGCUUUACACCAACAUCCGCGGCCGCAUGGUGGUGUACUGGCUAAGUAACAUCGGCAACGGCGCGGGUCCUCUGAUCCUGAGCUGGAUCAACGAGAUCUGCUCCGACGACACGGAGAAGCGGGCGCUGCUCGUCGCUGCCGGCAAUGACUUUGCCUAUGUCGUCCAGGCGGUGGCUCCCAACUUUGUAUGGAAAACAACAGACUUCCCCGCAGCACGGAAGGGCUACACAUGGUCGAUCAUUCUGCAGAUACUCCUAAUCCUCAUAACCGCCCUCACGCAGUUUCUUCUCUGGCGAGACAAACGGCGGGCCGCUAGGAGCGAACUGACCUUCUUACCUGCGUCUACCCCUGAGUCGGAUGAUGAUGUGCUGGAGAACCGGGCAGGGGAUCUCGAGGGUGAUCGCAAGACUUCUCGCAGCUGA